AUGCAUACGGAGCUGUCUCCGAUUAAGUCGAAAAGGAUGGAAGAGAAGGCAUCGCUGCAGCAAUUAAAUUCGCGUCUGGAGAUGUAUGUGCUGGGCGUGAAUGAGCUAGAAGGAGCCAAGUAUGCAGCAGAACGUGAGUUGGAGACAAUUAAGCAACGUAUGCAGCAAGAUGUGGAAAGUGUGCGCUCCCGACUGACUAAAGAACUGGAAGAAACACGCAAAAAAUUGGACGAUGAAAUGGACCAGAAUGCUCGACUGCAGACACUUGAGCAGGAGCAACACAAGGAACUUGUGAAGUUACGAGCACAACAGGCAGAGCUCGGAGAAGCAAAAGAGCUGGUGAAUUCUUUGAGGGCACAGCUGGAGAGGGAGAAGGCCAAUGCAGUGUCAGCCAAAGAAACGCUGUCAGAACAAACAGUGCAGUUGAAUACGGCUCAACGUCGAGUCAAAGCGUUGGAACGCGAUACACGCAGCCAAGCGGCGGUGCUAAAUGAUGCUCUACAGGAGUUGGAGGAAUUGAGGAAGAAAAGUGCAGAUUUUGACAUGAUAAGAGAUACGGAGUUAUCUAAAUUGAGAAAGGAGUGGACAGCAAAACAUUUGGAGACACAGUCCCAGUGGAAGAAAGAUACCGAGGAUCGACUACAGACAAUGGAGACGGAAGUGCGCAGUCACUAUGAAAGUGUUUUGAGUAGUUUGCAGAAUCAAUUGGAUGACGUUAAAGCAGAGCUAGAAAACACCAAACAGGAAUUGGACCGGACGGCAAAUGACUAUGAGGAAAGUCUGAAGGCGCGUCAGUCGCUUACCGAAAAGGUGGCGCAGUUAGAGCGUGACUACCGUGAAGUCAGGACAAAGUCGAUUAAGGACCGCAAAACGUAUGAAGAAACAUUAGAGCGGUUUAGAUCUUCAAAGAUCUCUAAAGAGCGCGAGUUUAACGAUCUGAUGGAUGUCAAAAUCGCGUUGGACGCUGAAAUAAUGAAGUAUCGUCGUAUUUUAGACCGCGAGGAGAGCCGUGUGGCUGUCGCGACGCCUAACACAAAGGGUCGCAAGCGAAAAGGUGAGAAUACGAACGGCACUGCGUCGAAGCGAGCAAAGCGUGCAGUAUUUGGACCAGAUUAUUUGUCGUCGUCAGUUCCAGCAGUUGAAAUUGCUUCGUUAAAUUUGGAGAAGGACCGCAUCGUGCUUAAGAACAAUAGCAGUGAGCCUGUGCCUCUUGGUGGCUGGGUCGUCCGUGGACAGAUGGACCAAACUUUUCGGUUUCCGGCAACUUACGUGAUGCGUCCACAUUCCACGCUGACUGUUCACUCGAGCAAGAGAAACAAAAAUGCAAAGGAUGAGCGCAAGAAAGGCGAGGACUCUUUCUUGGCUAACAAGUUUUCACUGAACCAGAAGGGUGAUUUUGCUGUCUUGGUGACGUCGGAUGAUAUCCCUGUGAGCAUGAAGAGUGAAGGACUACCUGAAGAGGAAGUGUGCGCGAUUGAGGCGGACCUUCGUGCAGAUUUCAUGAACGACGAAGUCCCUCCGUGUGGAAACAAAUCAGGGCUUUGCAGGGUGAACAAAAGCUGA
Peronospora farinosa is the source of this 1563-nucleotide messenger RNA. NCBI's taxonomy places the organism in Eukaryota, Oomycota, Peronosporomycetes, Peronosporales, Peronosporaceae. The record is from the annotation of a GenBank genome assembly.